This is a messenger RNA of Rhipicephalus microplus (southern cattle tick), 396 nucleotides long. RefSeq lists its product as uncharacterized. Lineage: Eukaryota; Metazoa; Arthropoda; Arachnida; Ixodida; Ixodidae. The record is from RefSeq and is a predicted model, not a curated record.
GGCCUUACCAUCCUGGGCUACUACCUCAUGGUGACUGCGCCGCGGUACGAAAACACACGGCUGCACAAACAGGACGAGAAAGCGCUCCUCAAUCCCCAUUACGUAGCAAUAGCCAUGAUAACCGAAAGCUGCAUCGAAAUAAUCUUCUCAGUCAUCCUUCUCAUUGGUGUAAUAAAGGCCAGCUACCGGUGGCUACUUCCAUGGAUCGCAUGGUGCUUUUUCAACAUUCUUUAUAUUUUCGUCAUCGCAGUCAUGCAGGUGCUGGCCGCUGUCUUUGCCUCGGUGCGGCUUGGAUAUGUGAUCCCGGUCAAAAAAGUUGAUGGGUCCAACAAGAUGUUUGGGAGCAACGGGAGCGAAAGGGUGCCUAGUGGACUUCAACUGGUGUGUAAUGAAUGA